Messenger RNA from Acanthisitta chloris (rifleman), 1716 nucleotides. RefSeq names its product histone deacetylase 4. Gene Ontology annotation, biological process: chromatin organization. The transcript has 10 exons. The annotation marks the transcript as partial. Lineage: Eukaryota; Metazoa; Chordata; Aves; Passeriformes; Acanthisittidae. Gene Ontology annotation, cellular component: histone deacetylase complex. Gene Ontology annotation, molecular function: histone deacetylase activity. The record is from RefSeq and is a predicted model, not a curated record.
GUCGACAGUGACACAAUUUGGAAUGAAGUCCACUCGUCCGGCGCUGCUCGCCUGGCUGUAGGCUGUGUUAUUGAGCUCGUUUUCAAAGUAGCCACGGGAGAAUUGAAGAAUGGAUUUGCUGUUGUUCGGCCUCCGGGGCACCACGCAGAAGAGAGCACACCCAUGGGUUUCUGCUAUUUUAACUCAGUGGCCAUAGCAGCCAAGCUGCUCCAGCAAAGGCUGAACGUCAGCAAAAUCCUUAUUGUGGACUGGGAUGUCCACCACGGGAAUGGUACUCAGCAAGCGUUCUACAAUGAUCCUAAUGUUCUUUAUAUUUCACUACAUCGCUAUGAUGAUGGGAACUUCUUUCCAGGCAGUGGUGCUCCCGACGAGGUUGGCACAGGAGCAGGAGUUGGUUUCAAUGUUAACAUGGCGUUUACUGGGGGCCUUGACCCACCCAUGGGAGACACAGAAUACUUAACUGCCUUCAGAACGGUGGUCAUGCCCAUUGCCAACGAAUUUGCCCCAGAUGUUGUGCUGGUGUCGUCUGGUUUCGAUGCAGUGGAAGGGCAUCCCACACCUCUCGGAGGAUACAAUCUCUCAGCAAAAUGCUUCGGGUACCUGACGAAGCAGCUGAUGGGCCUGGCCGGGGGUCGUGUAGUCCUGGCCCUUGAAGGUGGCCACGACCUGACUGCCAUCUGCGAUGCCUCGGAGGCAUGUGUGUCCGCUUUGCUGGGAAAUGAGCUUGAACCUCUUCCAGAGAAGGUUUUCCAGCAGAGAGCAAACUCUAAUGCUGUGCAUUCCAUGGAGAAAGUAAUCGAGAUACACAGCAAGUAUUGGCAUUCACUCCAGCGUUACGCCUCCACGGUGGGAUACUCCCUGGUUGAGGCUCAGAAGUGUGAGAAUGAGGAGGCAGAGACGGUAACGGCCAUGGCAUCUCUGUCAGUGGGCGUGAAGCCAGCUGAGAAGAGACCUGACGACGAACCCAUGGAAGAGGAACCUCCCCUGUAGCAUUCACCUUCGAGCUGGAGUUCUCCUGUUUGUUCGUCUUCGUCUUGAAGCUCUGCCAAGAAGCUUUCUCUCGUUACUCCUGUGUCCUGUCACGCUUAUUUCCAUAAUACGGAAGGACAACCAGGUGUAAAGCAAAGCAACCGACAAAACCAGUCUCUCCGUAUCUAUCUGAGUCUCUAUUUGCCGCAAACAAAAAAUGCUGGUGAAGAGCAGCAAAGGACUGACACGUUGGGCACUCUUCCUCUGGUCCUCACUGGGAGUGGAAAGAGGAACGACGCCCAGGAAGUCUUUGGCAGAGUUGCGAAACAAACAAAGAAAUCAAAGAUUCAACAACACGCGUGAAAAUAAAACAAACCUUAACGUAAAACUGGUGCUUACAAGUUGAUUACCCACAACUGAGCAAUCUCCACUUGAACCACUCGGCCCAUCGUGUAGUUUCAUUUCUUGGAUAUUUUGAAAUGGCUCUUGCCUGCGAGUCAGCGACACAUCUUGUCGGAACCAGAACUUCGGGAGAUGGUGUAUUUUUAAUGGGGAGGGACAGGGAACGAGGGACUCAUCUUAACAUCUGAAGGAAAGGGAAGGAGAAAGGGAGAAAUGGUAGCCCAGAUGGAGUCGGCUUUAUUGUCUCCAAAGCCAUCUGAAGAUGAGUUUGUGCCUUUUUUUUUAAUGAUGGAUUUGGUGCAGCUGGAUUUUCUGAAGUUUGAGGAACAAUGCCUUAAGUAAAAA